UGAUGAUUUUACUUUUGAGUCAGAACCCAAUUUCCAAAUACCACAUUACUUCACUUACAGAGCGCUUGUUUCAAAACAAAAGCAAAAGUGAUCAAAGGGAAAGAAAGAAAGGAACAACCCAAAUUCUCAAUUCUCAAACGCAACCUUUCGGUUCCUUCUUCAUUUUUCUCUGAAUUAUUAAUAUUUAUUAUUAUUAUUGACAUGGUAGCAGCAGAUUCUAACUCCAAAUCCGACAUCUCUUUCGCUGGAAUCUUUGCCAGCAGUGCUUUCUCCGCAUGUUUCGCUGAGAUUUGUACCAUACCUUUGGACACUGCCAAAGUUAGGCUUCAGCUCCAAAAACAAGCUGUAGCUGGUGAUGUAGUCUCAUUACCAAAAUACAAGGGUAUGCUGGGAACAGUUUCAACCAUUGCCAGGGAAGAAGGUCUUUCAGCACUAUGGAAGGGCAUUGUCCCAGGGCUACAUCGUCAAUGUUUGUAUGGAGGAUUAAGAAUUGGGUUAUAUGAGCCUGUUAAGACUCUCUAUACGGGAAGUGACCAUGUUGGUGAUGUUCCACUGUCAAAGAAAAUUUUAGCUGCAUUUACGACUGGUGCUGUUGCAAUAACAGUGGCAAAUCCAACUGAUCUUGUCAAAGUAAGACUUCAAGCAGAAGGAAAAUUACCUCCGGGUGUUCCCAGGCGCUACUCAGGAUCUUUAAAUGCUUAUUCGUCAAUCGUGAGACAGGAAGGAGUUGGAGCUCUAUGGACAGGGCUUGGCCCUAACAUAGCAAGAAAUGGUAUUAUCAACGCUGCUGAACUGGCCAGCUAUGAUCAAGUGAAACAGACUAUUUUGAAAAUUCCAGGAUUCACUGACAAUGUUUUAACUCAUCUCCUUUCUGGCCUUGGGGCAGGGUUUUUCGCUGUCUGUAUCGGCUCCCCGGUUGAUGUGGUCAAGUCGAGAAUGAUGGGAGAUUCUAGUUACAAAAGCACCCUUGAUUGUUUUGUCAAAACCUUGAAGAAUGAUGGACCCUUGGCGUUUUAUAAAGGGUUCCUCCCAAAUUUUGGACGGCUGGGAUCUUGGAACGUGAUCAUGUUUCUAACCCUAGAACAGACUAAAAAGUUCGUCAAAAGUUUAUCAUCAUCAUGAGCUCAAUCAUAAUUACAUAAAGUGUUUUCUACGAGGGACCUAUUGCAAGUGCAAAUGCAGUUGAAAUUGUAGAAAAUAAAGACCCUUAUAUCUUCAUUUUACUAACUAGGAUUUAGUCAAACAUUUUUUCAAAAGAGAAAAAUGAAAGUUAAACAAAUGAAUUUGUUUCAUAGAUACUAGCUUCUUAUAAUUUCAAUCUAUUUUGUAGGAUUGCAUGUUUCCAUGUAAUAAUUCUCUUCAAAUUUUACAAUGAACAUGCUUCCAUGACAUGACAGGAGAUUCUUUUCAAAUUUGGUAUGGUUCAGACCUCAAAACCAAUGUAUCAGUUAUAAAUAAAUUUAGAACAUCAAUGCUAAUCAGCGUUCUAAGGGCA
Molecule: messenger RNA, 1495 nt
Organism: Cicer arietinum (chickpea)
Lineage: Eukaryota; Viridiplantae; Streptophyta; Magnoliopsida; Fabales; Fabaceae
Product: mitochondrial uncoupling protein 1-like
Biological process (GO): transmembrane transport
Source: RefSeq, a predicted model, not a curated record